AAUGAAUGUCUGUUCAGCUCAUCUGUAUGUGGUCCAAAUUCCAACUGCACAAAUGAAAAGGGAAGUUACAGUUGCUCAUGUCUGGAUGGAUUCACUGCAACAAACUCAAGUCUCCCAAUCAGCAUCAAUAACACAUGUACAGAUAUAGAUGAAUGUCUGGUCAGUCCAUGUGGUCCAAAUGCCAACUGCACAAAUCAGUUGGGAAGUUACAAUUGCACAUGUUUGGGUGGCUUUAGUACAAUAAACUCAAGUCUCCCCAUCAGCAUCAAUAACACAUGUACAGUGCCACCAGUAACACGAACUACUACUAUUACUCCUCUUACUACUGCUACAACAACUCCUUCUGCUGCUACUAAUACUACUUCUGCUGCUGAUACUACUUCUGCUACUAUUACUACUGCUGCUGCUACUACUACUACUGCUACUACUCCUUCUAUAACUGCUACUCUAACUACUACUGUAGCUACAACGACAACUCCAGCAACAACAAAAGGUAUGUACUAA
This is a messenger RNA of Onychostoma macrolepis, 504 nucleotides long. RefSeq names its product adhesion G protein-coupled receptor E1-like. Gene Ontology annotation, molecular function: calcium ion binding. The record is from RefSeq and is a predicted model, not a curated record. The annotation marks the transcript as partial. The transcript has 3 exons. NCBI's taxonomy places the organism in Eukaryota, Metazoa, Chordata, Actinopteri, Cypriniformes, Cyprinidae.